GAGCCCGGGCCGAUCGCCGCCGCCGCCGCUGAGGAGGAGGAGGAGGAACGCGGCCCCGGGGCUCCUGCGCGGCUCCCUCCGCCGCGGCUCCGUCUUCUCGCCCCUCCACCCCCCACCCCCCCGCACCAUCGCCCCGUCGACUCCCGACCCGACGAGCUGCCGAGUCUCCGAGCCGCGAGCCCCCCCCCCCCCCCCGGGGCCUUGUCCGUGGCGCCUCCUCCUCCUGCUCGCCUCGGACUCGCGCGCGCCGAGGCCGCAGAGGGGCGGGGGGCGACUUCAAGUUCAACCGCGAAGGCCGCGGAGCGCGCCGUGGUGCGCUCGCGAAUGGAGUGACGGAAGGCGGCGGCCCCGCUACGACCUCUCAUGUCUGCGGCGGACGGCAAGCGGCCGCCGCGCAGUCUCGGGGAGGGACCCAGCAGCGUGGCGAGUGUGGAGAGUCCCUUCUGCCGGAUCUGCCACGAGGCGGGCUCGGCCGAGGAGCUGCUGUCUCCGUGCGAGUGCAUGGGCACGCUUGGCUGGGUGCACCGCGCCUGUCUCGAGCGCUGGCUCGCCGCCUCAAACACCAGCUACUGCGAGCUCUGCCACUUCCAGUUCCUGGUGGAGCGCACACCACAGCCUUUCUCACAGUGGUUGCGGCGGCCGAGCCCCAAGCAGGAGCGACGCACGCUGCUCAGCGACACGCUGUGCUUCCUCUUCAUCUCGCCGCUCGCCGGCGUCUCGGGCUGGCUGUGUCUACGCGGCGCUGCCGACCAUAUUGAGUCUGGCAGCCGGAGUCGCCUGGAGGCUGCCGGCCUCAUUGGCCUCACCGUCGCCCUCCUCACCAUCUACCUCUUCUGGACAGCUGUCUCCGUACGCUACCACAUCCGGCUGUACCAGGAGUGGCGGAAGACACACCACCGCGUGAAGCUGCUCACGCCCCGGCCGCCCGGGCCUCCGGCCUCUCUCAACCCGCUGCUGGGCCCUCCACACCCCGCCAAGCGCCCGUCCUCCUCCGACACGGUCGUGUGACCCCCGCGGUGGCUCUCCGCCGUUCGGCCAUGCCAACGCCCCCCCACCCCCCACCCCUCCCCCGGGCGUCUGACCCAGCUGACACGUCCGGGCGUAUGACUCCACUUGCACGCCCCGUGUAACCUUCACCGCCAGAUGUGGACACGUGAGCCAGCCGAUGCAUCCGGUUAACGUGACUUCCAUUGAUGCUCGGGUCGUGCGACGCGACCGAAGCAGCCCGGUCGCGUGAUCUCCCUGCCACGAGCAGGUGUGUUACGCCUGGAUGCGUGCCCCCGUUGGUGGCACUUGGCCAUUUGACGCUGCUGUCCACAACCAGCCAUGUGACCAGGGCUCGCGUGUCGAUGCUUCCAGCCAUGUGACUUCACCUCUGCAACUUGGCCGCGUCACCACUGACAUUUUGCUCCCAGCCAACGCAGCAAGGGCAGCUCGUUGGCAAUGCAUUUUACUGAGGAGUAACUUGACCCGUUGACCCUGUGGCGGUUGCAUCCCAGGAUCUCCAGACAAACUUAUAUGGUACAGCUGCGUUUGUGUUUCCCCCCUCACAGAAAUAUUAAAUUGCUUAGUUAACUUUGUUGAAUUUACCUGUGACAGGUGUGGCUCUUGUGGGGCACAACAGGCAUGCAAAUUGGGUGGGUGAAAAGCCCAGAGGCAAACGGCUUUGGAAUGACAGUCAUGAACGCUGGUGAUGGUCAAAUCCCACCUUGAGUUCUCUAGCCAUUUCCAAUCCUCUUGUGCCCAGGUACUGCCACACUUGGGCGUUGUGCGAUGCAUCGCCACGUGUUGGUGUGCACAACCGCACACUUAAAACGUCUGGGGAAUACGAUCCUUGGGACAGAAUCAGAACAUUAGUGCGCGCUUGUUUUGUAGUUACAAGUUGCAUCGAGAGUUGUGGCAAAGCCAAAUGUAUACCGCUUGCACAUUCGCUACGCACGGGCUUGUGACGUGUGGUUAUUCCACCAUCUGUCGUUGGGUGGGGCAGUUAGGUGCUAAGUGAUAGGCGGUGAGACCAACGGGGCGGUGUGCAAUAACCAGUGAUGGAGCAAUGAUCACACUCGUUGCAUUGGGUCCUCUCUACCAAAUGGGCGUGCAUUGAAUCGGUUCAUGAGUUGAUCAACACAGCCACACUAGGGGGGAUUUGCUUAAGGGAUCCAAACGUUUACAUAUGAAAACGAAGCAUGACAUCUGUACAAACAUGUGAGCACUUGUAUGCCCCAUGGGUUAAAACUGCACACUUUCCUCAAUUGUCCAUUCAUAUCGUAAUUCGCAGAUGUAAUGAAUUCGCUGCAUGGCUACGUCGUAUCUCGUGGGUAGGCGACGGGUGCUCCCGCUCUAGGUGCUGCCGUAGAAAAUUAUUCAUGGCCCCUACUUGGCGGCUGACACCAGCCGACUGGACGCUCACGGGAUGCCGGGGGCGUUGUGUCCGUGCUCGGGCCACAUCGCAGGUGUGAGUCCCCUAUCACCGGGAGGAAGAUUGGGUCUGUGUCAAACUCGGACCAAGCAAGAACGGCUCCUAUGUAUCUUUGAUAUCUGUUUUGGGGCUGCAGUGCUUAGUUGAAUGGCACUGGGUGAAACUCAGCUUGUGUUACUUAUCAGAUAAUAUGGAACACUUCCCCACCCGAAGAGACUUUCAAAAUGAGGUUCUUCAUGAAGGUUAUUUUAGGACUGUCCAAUGUACGUUCGAUCUGCAGUGUUGUGAUGACUACGUUUGUGAGUGACACGGCAUGCUGUUCACAGAGCCACUCUAGCACCUCAUUGUCAGAACAUUUAUAAGAAUUGCCCUUUUUAAAAUCGACUAUAACUUAUAAAUUUUGUAAAGUGAAAAAACACCCAAACGAGAAAGAAUGAGGCUGAUGUUGACUUCUUAUUCAUCACAAAUGUUGAAUUGAUCAGGAAGCUAAAGCAUUCCUCUCCCUGUCAGGAGAACAAACUCGAGUUAAGACCAGACAUGGCCCCCAACUCCUAAUACCCACAUAAGUCACGUGCUUGAAUUACAAGUACAGCGGCUUGGCCACCUUCAUGGAAAUAAAAAUAUAUUUGAUCACAAGUUAAUUUCUCCACUGUAGGUUUUAACUAGCAGUAAAAUAUAUGAUCUCCAAUUCACUUUUGAAAGUAAAAAGAAAAUCAGUCCAGUGAGCUCAUCACAUGGGAAUUCGGUGCGUGCUCAUGCGGUGCUUGUUGAGCAGAUUUGAAUGGCGAGGUUCGUUGUGCAAUAGCGGUCACCUCCUGAGAUCGCAUGGCUUCGCAAUAGAGGUGGUGCCGAUGUGUGGAAACGGAGACCUUCUUGUCCAUCGGCGGGCAGCUGCUGAGGCUAGAGAGAGGCCCGCCGGGACUCGUGAAGUCUUGUUCAUAUGUAUCAUAACUUUAUCACGAAAACAGUAAAUACGUAAAUAGCGAGUGUGCAGCCUGAAGCUCGCGUGCUCAAGGGUCACGCACUUGAUGCCAGUGUGUUUAUUGUGAUGACAAAAGCACGCCAUGAAGACUUUUCGGACACAUUGUAUAGAAGGCUCAGAGGUAUACGGGUUGGUACAAUUGCAUGAAGGUAAUCGGAAUCGUUUGGACGGUGCCACUGCUACUACUGGGAGGAGGGAAUACAUCAUUAUUUUAUUUACAGUAAUUUAUGCUCUCUUUUGUUGUCAACAUUGGUGCUGCUGCUGCUUCAUGUAUAUAAGCUGAAAUGAAUGGAACAGAUCUGGUACGUGUGUGAGCAGCACUUAGUGGAGUUGGAUCGGUCUCUGACCUGUUUGGUCCAUUCCUGCAUUAGGACGGACUACGUCGUCACAAGCAUUUUCCACUGGCCUGGCGUGAAACCCGCGUGGGUGUUUCGCAGAUAAUGCUUUUGCAGUGUGGAUGAUGUACCUAAGGGUUUGCUGUGAUUGUGUUCCUUAUUUACCUCGUGUUUACAGUUUAAGUUGAAUUCCUGUCUUGAUGUAUUUUGUAAAAGCGGUCGAGUGUGGCUAUCCCUGAACUUUAUCUUAAAUCAAAUGCCCUCUCACCGACCAAGAGAAUCGAGCUGCCGGUGUUGAAAUGGGCACGUGUUAAAGUGUCUGUUCUUUGAGUGUUCAUGCAUCCACAAAGUGCGUUGAGUGAACAUGGCACGAGUUUGACGUUAUCCUCGUACCCCUUUGAUGAAGGGGUUUGCGUUCGUGGUCACAGGGUGAUGGAUGCAGAGUUUGUGGUGUGGUUUGUUCUGCCCGAUUUGAAAAUGUUCAAUUCUAGACUUGGCUGUUAUAAAAAAAAAGAAAUUUGUAACAAGUCAUUUGUGUUUGAAUGGUUCUGUAUAAAUGAGUUAUUGCUGUACAACGCUCUCAAUAAAAGUGUGUAUAUGCUUGCAAA
Molecule: messenger RNA, 4341 nt
Organism: Lethenteron reissneri (Far Eastern brook lamprey)
Lineage: Eukaryota; Metazoa; Chordata; Hyperoartia; Petromyzontiformes; Petromyzontidae
Product: E3 ubiquitin-protein ligase MARCHF3-like
Biological process (GO): protein ubiquitination
Molecular function (GO): zinc ion binding; ubiquitin-protein transferase activity
Source: RefSeq, a predicted model, not a curated record